GUUUUUUCACUUUUAUCUGUUUCAGGAGAGACGAUAUAAUAUCAUCAUCAAGGCGUCUGGAUGUCUUUAUCGGUUGAUGUAACGAAUACAGACAAAAUAAUUAUUUAUCUAGUAGAGUCACGGUGAUGAUGUCUUGUUAACAGAAAGAAAGAAAGAUAGAUAAAUCAGUAAAAAAGAAAAAAACAAAAAUUCAAGAAAAAGGAAGGAUUGAUCGGUUAGGUGAUAGAUAGAUGCACCAAAAGGAAAAGGGAAAAAAGGAUUUGAAGGUCGUCCUGGCAGAGGAAAGGCAGGCAGCAGCAGCAGCAUCGUUUUCUUUGUCGUCAUCUUUGUUGUCGAAGUGGUACCGGUAGUAGUUUAUCGGUAGUUCUGGUGCUGGUGCUGUUGGUGGUGGUGCCGAGUAAGAAGGAAGGACGUCGUCUUUGAAGGAACGACCUGGAGCGACGGGCGGAAGAGGAGGUGGAGGUGGUGGAGGUGGAGGUGGAGGAGGAGGAGACCACGUCCCUCCCUCCUGGAGCCGGAGGAGGCAUGAGGAGGAGAGAACGGAGGAGGCUCUGAGGCUCCUCGCAGCUGAAGACAAGGAUGGCACCGUUCUUCACCGCGAGCACUCUCGCGGCCGUCGUACUACGCCCUUUGCUCGCGCUUCUGCUUGCGCUUCUGCUCGCUUGCCCCCGAGCUAUACAUGCGGAACAAGUCGUUCUCCUGGACACAACGGCGGAGGCGAAGCUCGAGUGGACGAGGUAUCCCUAUGGACCGCAAGCAAGCACUCCUGGUUGGGUGGAAGAGUCGUUCACAAACUUCGACAAGGGCAUCAAUUGGCGGAGUUACGUCGUCUGCGACGUCGCUUACAACAACGUGAACAAUUGGCUCUGGACGCCGUUUAUCGAGAGGGGUCCGGCGAACCGCAUGUACAUAGAAAUCAAAUUCACGACACGAGACUGCUCGUUGUUCCCUGGAAAUGCUCUUAGCUGCAAGGAAACCUUCAGUCUUCUCUACUACGAGUUUGACGCCGCUACGAAAGAGCCACCUCCAUGGGAGCCGGACAGUUAUAAACUAAUCGGACGCAUAGCCGCUGGCGAGGGUAGAUUCAACACAAAUACGGAAGUGGUGAUUAACACUGAAAUCAAAUCCGUACCAGUGACGAAAAAAGGCAUAUACUUUGCGUUCCGUGAUCAAGGUGCCUGCAUCUCGCUUCUCGCUAUAAAGGUUUAUUACAUAAGUUGUCCAGAGAUUUCGGUUAACUUUGCUCAUUAUCCGGCGACACCGACCGGCCGCGAAGUUGCCGUGGUCGAACAAACGAUCGGCACCUGCGUAGAAAAUGCCAUUAAAAUCGAAACACCGACGUUCCUCUGCAAGGGUGAUGGUAAAUGGUAUCUACCCAGUGGUGGAUGUCAUUGCAAACCUGGCUACCAAGCGGAUGUUGAACAACAACAAUGCAUUCAGUGCCCGAUCGGUAGAUUCAAGCACGAGGCUGGACCUCACAGCUGCGAGGAGUGUCCCAAUCAUAGUAAAUCCACCGAGUACGCUAUCACCGAGUGUCGGUGCGAUACCGAUUAUUAUAGAGCCGUGGAUGAUCCCAAGAUUAUGCCCUGCACACAACCACCGUCGGCACCUCAGAACUUAACCGUCAAUUUCGUGGACCAAUCUACGGUGAUUCUUUCGUGGAACGCACCGCACAAACUCGGUGGUAGGACCGACACAACUUAUAGAGUCGUUUGCGAUGCAUGCAGUAUGGGUGUUAAAUACAUACCCAACACGGAGAUUUUCAACGAUACGAAGAUCACGAUUACAGGCCUAAAUGCUGUAACGACCUACCGUUUUCAAGUGUUCGCCGAAAAUGGGGUGUCUGCUCAAGCUGGAAAGUCGGAAUACGUGGACAUCACGGUCACCACAGAAGCGAGCGUACCAAGUUUAGUCAGCAAUGUUAGAAUCACUAGCGUCAAAAGUUCCGAACUGAGCAUUAGUUGGGAUGCACCGGUUACAGAAGUAGGUGGAGACAGCGAUCACGUCGAGAGAUACGAAGUGAGGUGUUAUCCUCGCUUUGACGAUGCCAUUAACGCCACUGUGAUCCAAACUUCGGAUCUCUCUGCCACGUUUAAAGGCCUAAAACCAUCAACAGAUUACGCGAUUCAGGUUCGAGCUAAAACGACACGUGGCUGGGGCGAAUAUACCCCUGUUAUCUACAAAAAGACACCUCACGCUAUGGGACUUGACUAUGUUGGUGAAGAUGAUAAUAUGCAGGUUAGAAUUAUCGCCGGUGCAGUUGUUGCAGUCGUCGUCCUUCUAGUUAUUAUCAUCGUCUUGACUGUUCUCUUCCUGAGAAGCAGGGCCUCAGACGAGUGUAACAAGAAACAGCCGAGCGAUUGUGACACCUUGGAAUACAGAAACGGCGAAGGACUAGUUGUGACCUACAUGACGACGCCGCUGUUCACGCCUGCAGUGGGAGUAACUGGAGCGGGUGCUGGAGGUACAGGUGGCACUGGUGCUAGGAGUUACGUUGAUCCUCACACCUACGAAGAUCCAAAUCAGGCAGUUCGAGAAUUUGCAAGAGAGAUUGACGCUGGAUACAUCACAAUAGAAGCCAUCAUUGGCGGUGGUGAAUUCGGUGACGUUUGUCGUGGCAAGUUGAAACUACCACCAGAUGGUCGAACGGAAAUCGACGUUGCCAUAAAGACACUGAAACCAGGCUCUGCUGACAAAGCACGGAACGACUUUUUAACGGAGGCCUCAAUAAUGGGUCAAUUCGAGCACCCUAAUGUGAUAUUCCUUCAGGGUGUUGUGACCAAGAGCAAUCCAGUGAUGAUCAUUACUGAAUUUAUGGAGAACGGAAGUUUGGACACUUUCCUUCGCGCGAACGACGGUAAAUUCCAAGUGCUCCAACUCGUCGGUAUGCUCCGUGGCAUAGCAAGUGGUAUGCAGUAUCUCGCUGAAAUGAAUUACGUGCAUCGUGAUCUCGCGGCAAGGAAUGUCCUAGUGAAUGCUGCUCUGGUUUGUAAGAUAGCUGAUUUUGGACUGAGCCGAGAGAUUGAAAGUGCGACAGAGGGUGCAUAUACGACCAGGGGCGGUAAGAUUCCGGUACGAUGGACAGCACCAGAAGCAAUAGCAUUCCGUAAAUUCACUAGCGCCUCCGAUGUUUGGAGUAUGGGUAUCGUUUGUUGGGAAGUCAUGUCCUAUGGUGAAAGACCAUAUUGGAAUUGGUCUAACCAAGACGUGAUAAAGUCGAUCGAAAAAGGAUACAGACUUCCAGCUCCAAUGGAUUGUCCCGAAGCAAUUUAUCAAUUAAUGCUCGACUGUUGGCAGAAAGAACGAACUCAUCGGCCUACCUUCGCCAAUCUCACUCAGACGUUGGACAAACUCAUACGAAGUCCGGAUACUUUGAGGAAAAUCGCGCAGAACAGAAUCAGGGAACGGGGUGCUCCACCCCCACCCCCACCCGCCACGUCGGCAUCUUCCAACGUGCAUUUGAGAAAAAGGGGCACCAAUCCACUGGCGCCGGACGCGGUGGACUUGACGCAGUUGACCUCGGUCAGCGAAUGGUUGGCCUCAAUCAAAAUGUCUCGAUAUGCUGAGAGCUUCGAAAGGGCGGGAGUAACGACGUUGGAAGCAGCAGCACGGGUUACCGUUCAAGAACUCACCGCACUUGGUAUCACCCUAGUGGGUCAUCAAAAGAAAAUCAUGAACAGCGUGACAGCGUUGCGAGCGCAAAUGUCUGCCACGUCUCAGAGUUUUCUCGUUUAGGAAAGGGAAAAAAGAGGAAAAAGAAGAAGGGUAAAGGAAAGAAGUGAAACUUUUCAGCAGAGAACCGAGAGAGUCUCGAUUAUUUUCCUGCAGGAAAGUAGAAAUUUGGAGCUUACUGUAAACGACGACAAGUUGAGAUCAUGGAUAUCUUGAAGAUAAGGAUAGCAACUUCUUCCUCUUCGUUUAGCGAGCGUUCGUUUAAUGCUAAGUCGAAUGAAAACGAGAGAUCUUCCUCUUUAUAUUGACAAAGACUUAACAAUUUUAUUCUCGAGAUUAGAAUUAGAAAGACAUUCCAGCGAGUAGUAAUCUCGCUUUGAACAAAAUUAAUUGGCCUCCUCUCUCUACGAAAAUAUAUCUCAGACAUAUGUGUAUUUUAAAAGAAAAGAAUCAACUUUUCCUCUUCGAAUGAAUACGUACAUAUAUAUAUUAUUAUAUAUAUAUCUAUUGCGUAGCUGUCGAUUAAGAUUUGUCCUUGUUGACAUAACACGGCGAGGAGAAAUUAUAAGCGAAAAAAACGAUAUGAAACAAAACUCUGUGUGUUGUUUGUUUUGCUCGUGACGAACGAACUCGUUUUUUUUUUUCUUUUUUUUUUCAUUUUUUGUCGAGAAAAUUUACGAAGAAAUAUAAUCGAGCAGACAUUUUUCGCUUUAUUCCUCGAUCUUGCGGACGAAUCUUCACGAGAUCAACAUCAUCAGCUUAUAUCUAAGCGUGAAAGGAACAAGCCACAAAAGUUGUGCUGCAUGCUGCGAUCCACUGCCUUAAUUAAAAAGCCGUUUCGCGUUGUCGACUCUCUCGCGUAAAAAGAAAGAUAGAAAAAUUUCUAAAGAAAAAGAAUGCAAACGCGAGAGUAGUAUAGAUACGACAUAAUAAUCGCAAACAUUAUUCUUGAAAUUCUUCGAAGGAUCCGUCAUUCGAAUUUCCUACUUCAGCUAUCUUAUUUUCUUUCCUUUUCUCUUUUGUCUCUUCUCAUUUCAUUUUAUUUGUCUUAAUUUUUUUCUUUUAAUUUUGAUUAUUUCAACACGCGUAAUUUCGGAUCCUUCGUAUUUACAAGGUAAGAAAAGUUACGGCUUGUUAUUAACUUUACACACGCAACGGUAAAAAUACCAAUUUAAUAAUGAACAAAGAAGAAGAAUAUUAAAGGAUCGACAUUUGUAAGAAACCACUGCCUUUUUUUUACUUAUGUAUAUAUAUUUGUGUAUUUUGGUACAUAAGUAUGUAUGUACCUUUUGUAUACGUAGAACGACAGUCUAACUAACUAACUAGUUAGGACAAAUUUUUAUACGAUAUACUUUGACCGAUAAUUCACGGUUAAUUUCAUCGCUGAUUUCGCUUCUUUUUCUUCUUUCUUUAUUCUAUUUCCUUGUUUCGUUAAAUUGGACGAUAUGUUUUAAAACAGGACGAAAAACUAUCGUCACAUUUAUUCUCGAAAUAUCAUUUUCUUCUAACGUGAGAACAAUUAUGUCGUUUGUUAACGAUAAAGGAAAAUUGAAGGAAGGAAAAGUAGAUUGGAAAGGUUUUGUCAGUGAGAAACAACUUAUAAUUCUUCUAAUCACAACGACGUUUGCUCGACUCGCCUAAAAAAAAUAAUGACGAAAAAUAAUGUUGUUGCUUUUACAAAGUGAUCGUGUGUGUGAUUGUAUGUGUGUGGAUAUGAGAGAGUAUAUGUGUAUGAUACGGGCGAGAGUGUGUUUCCAACGUACGAACAAAACGACUAAUUGACGAUAACGAUGAUGAAAUAGACAAAAAAGUAUAACGAGAUUCGAAAUUAUUGUAAAUUUUUGCGAAUAAUGAAGGAAGGGAAAGGAAAGGGUGAAAGAAAAAGAUGAUACAAGUUCUUGCCUUUUACGUUACCUAUAUGAGUAUAUAUUGUAUAUGCCUAAUUAAUCGGUCUGUGAAGUUUGGAGGUACCUGUCGAGAGUAUGAAAAAUGUGAAAGAAAUAUAACGAAAAGAAAAAGGGAUUAAUAGUAGUAUAUGUGCCAAGGUGAGCGCUUAAAAGAACCUUCGCUCUCAAGUGAUACGAUCACACGCCGAAACGCGUGUCCUGUUCGUGGACGUAAAAAAAAAAAGGAAGGAAGCGAGAAAAGAAAACAAGAGAUUGAGAGAAAAAGAAAAAAAAAAAGUAGAGAAUAAAGCGAAAGAGGAACCGUGGGGACGACUCUGGCGGUGUAAAAAUAAUGCUAAAAAAAAAUAAAGGAUGUUAACAUCGUCAUUGAGAAAAAAAACUCGAUAACGAAAUCUAUUUAUGCAAUAUCGCGUAAAAUGAACAUAGACGACUCUCGUUCAUCUUUAUAUACAUACAAUUAAUUCUUCGAUGAGACGCAAGAAAAUAAGGGGUAAGAGUGUUAUUGUCUGUCCCUCGGUGUAACGUUAACAUAUCAACGAAUAUCUAAAGAAAAGAAAAAAAUGAUCAAACUAGGAAACAUACUAAACGAAACUAAAGGAUUCCAAAUCCUCGAAUAUCGUUCAUAAAAAAGAGAUCGUCAGAGGACGGAUACUGGCCAACGAGAAACAAUAAUGCAAAAACGCGUUCCCGAAUUAUUUUCCGGUGAAAAUGUUCGACGAGCUAUCAUUUUAUCAACCCAAGAGAGAGAGAGAGAGAGAGAGGGUCUUAAACAAAACGAAGAAAAUCUAGAAAUGCCAAAAUUUUCUCGUAUACUCUUAUUUUCUUUUCCAUCGUUCUCUUUUGCUUUGUUCUUCUUCUUUUUAUUAUUGUUUUUAUUCUUUUGUGAUUUGUUUUUUUUUUAUAUUUUAUCUUUUAAUCAUAUUUUUUCUUCGUAUAAAAUGACUCUUCGCGAUAAGGAACGCGCAAGAAGGAGAGGGUACGCAUCCAGCCUAACUUUCGUCGCGAAACAACGACCAUUCCAAAUCCUUCGUAAAAUAUACUUUACAAGAAAUUAAUGCUACGAGAGAAGCGAAAAUAUUAAACAAACAAAAUUGAGAGUGUGUGUGAUAAAAAACAAAGAGAUAAAGAUAGCGAAAGCUAAUUAUCAUCGCGAAUAAUGGUUUGUAUCUUGUUACAACCACCAUUCGCUUGACUCUAAAGACUGCAACCCCUAUUCCCUACCCUAAGGCGGGCGACAACUGCGAUAUCCGGCUAAAAUUGUCCUUGUCGGCGAUUAAUAAAUCGUCGUCGUCAUAGUCGUCGAAAAAUAAUUUAAAUAAAUAAAUAAACAAAGGAAGAAAGAGAAUGAAAAGAAAUAUAAUGACCCACAAUCGCCGAUGAGGAAAAGAAAAUAGAAACAAAUAAAAAGAAAAGAAAAAUAAAAGAAAAAGAAAAAUUCGCGUGAGUCGCACGACUUCCACCACAGAGAGACAAACAAAGUUUAAAGCCGUGCCACGGAACAUUCUUUUUUACUCUUUAUUUAACCAAUUCUAACAAGUAAGGUAGUAUUGACGACGUCGAAGCAACGUUGGGUUAUGUUAUUGAAAUUUGGAAGCGAGAUGUAUAUAAUAAAAAAGAAUCUAAAAUAAUGACCAAUCGUCGCGCGAGAAUAAUAAAUGGUGUCUCGGACGACGCGGUUCAUCAUCAUCAUCCUCUUCGGUCUUUCUCGCAUCAUCUUUCUUCUUCGAGAUAGCCCAACGAUGCUUCCGUUUAAUGGGAUAAGUGAUUUUACUCAAGAAGAUCGUUCGCUUCGCGUUAGGAAAAUGAAGAAAAGGGAGGGAGAAGUGAGUAUCGCGAAAAAUGCACUCCCAUUAAAAGAGUUAUCUUCGUUUUUCGUCCUGUAACGAUUCUCUCCUUUCGAACGCUUCAAAAAUAUCAUGACCUCGAUGAUAGAGAAACGUUAUGGGACACGAAUGCGCUAGAUAGCUCUUUUCUUUUUUCUUUUUUUUUUUUUUUUUUUUAAGGACGAAGGAACAAAGGAGCUACUCAAAAUGGCGACGAUUACGAAGCAAUAAGUAAAUAACACGCAAAUGCAGAUUUUUAUAUAGAGAAUGUUAACAAAUUUCAGAAGAUAUUAAUUAUCAAUAGCGCUAUCUUCCUAAAUGUUCGUAUUAAAAGUUAGCAAAAAGUAAGAUAAAAGUUAAGGGGACGAUGAAAAAUGAGAAUAGCCGUUAUACGUCGUCCCGAUUGGGCCAAGGCCGAUCCUUCGGCCCUCUAAUAUGUCCUUAUCCUCUCCCUUGACCGGGACGACGGUAUAAUACGGUAACUUUUAAGAAUUUUGAGCUGUAACUAUUUGUGUCUAGCGGCGAAUUAACGAGUGCGACCUGAAGUUUUGAGAAUGUCGAUAGUUUCAGCGAAUUAUUAGAUUUCAUAGAUCUCUAUCAAUAUUAUACGAUUCGUAGAUGCGAGACGAGAAAGAAGAUAUUAGUUAGAGCAGGAAAAUCUCUUACAUAUAACUUUAACCGAUUUUCCUUUCAUCACCCUUUAAUAAUCCUUGUUAUUGUAAAACAAAAUGGGUAGUUUCCUUUCGUAGAUCCAAUUCGUUUUUUCUCCCAAUAUCGUGGGCUACACUUUCAAAGCUUUUGGAUCGUACUUCAUGUUACAUAUUUUGGUUAUUCUCGUAUACGUGUAAAGCUUUCAGGACAAGUCUGGAAUUAUAGAAAUCGAUAAAAGGGAAAAAAAAGUGAUCGAUAAGGGAAAAAAAAAUAUUGCCUGAUAAAAAUUAUCGAAUUUUUGUUUAAUUCUUCUUCGGUAUCCUUCGUGUUUCUUUUCCUGUUUCUUUUUUUUUUAUUAUUAUUAUUACUUUAUUUUAUUUUAUUGUUUUCAAUUAUCCAUAUCGAAAGAACGAACAAACUAACAGGCGAAGAAAUCGUUGAACUCUCCCCCACACCUUUAAUUACUUAAUUCUUUAUCGAUAAACGCAUCUGUAGUACUAUUUAUUAAAAGAAAAAAAAAACUUAUUUAUUGUUUAGAGAUCUGACUAAAUUAAAAAAGUUCUAAGUAUCGUAGGUAUUAUCUAUUAUUCCUAGUACGAAAGGAGUAGAAUUAUUUCAUUAUGUUAGAGUUUUCGAUAAACUCUGCCGUGUAAAGUAACGAAUUAUAGUACGACGAUCACACAACGAUCGUCGUUACUACAAGCAGCUAUAUCAUUAAUUAAUUAAGCGUUAUUUAGGCGACUUAUGUGCGCGUUGUUUAAUUUGUACUUUUUACGACUCUCUUUUUACAGCGAACUUUGUCAAAGUACCUGCUUCGAAAACGAAAAGAACAAAAAAAGUAAUAAAAUCCGUGAAAACAAAGCACACAGGUACCGUCCCAUUAUAUACAUAGCUUAUCUACACAUACACAGACGCAAUAAUUUAUGUAUACUCGACAAAUUGAGUUUUUUUAUAAAAUUGGUUAAGCAAAUCGCCUGCGUGUGUCUUCGAUUCAUUGUAUAGAACAAAACGACUAAACGCAAAGAGAAGCAAGCAGAGAGUUACUGCCAACAAAUUUUGGGAUGUGUCAAAAACAUUUUUCCUAUGGUGUUGUCAAGACGAUGUUGAAUGUACAUAAGAUAUAAUAAAUAAUAUACCUUAUACAAUGUAA
This is a messenger RNA of Polistes canadensis, 9203 nucleotides long. It is a transcript of the gene Eph, whose product is annotated as ephrin type-B receptor 1. Gene Ontology annotation, biological process: protein phosphorylation; cell surface receptor protein tyrosine kinase signaling pathway; axon guidance. The transcript has 15 exons. The record is from RefSeq and is a predicted model, not a curated record. NCBI's taxonomy places the organism in Eukaryota, Metazoa, Arthropoda, Insecta, Hymenoptera, Vespidae. Gene Ontology annotation, molecular function: ATP binding; protein binding; transmembrane-ephrin receptor activity. Bases 580 to 3735 code for a protein of 1051 amino acids. Gene Ontology annotation, cellular component: plasma membrane; neuron projection.